ACCUUCGUUCGCUCUGAGAAACAGGAAACGCAUAAGGUUUGUGUUGCUCAAGCCGGAAGUAGACUUCUCGAGUCACAUUGAAGACGAGAAUCCCGGUCAAACGAAUAUCAGGACCAGUCAACUCAUCCCGGAUGAUCAUUAACAAUGUUUAUUUCAAGAGUUGUCCCCCGUUUAUUACGUAGAGCAACGUGUGCACUUCAAGGCCAUGGAGACAUUUUAACUGGAUGUGUACAACCGGUUCUUCCUGCGUACUGCUCUUUGCUACAACCAAAACUGAGAAACUACUCAACAGCAGCAGACAACACGCCUCCUCCCCAAUGGUUACAACUUGAGCCGGAGCUGGAUGAGGAUCUUGUGCCACGUAAAUUGUCAGUGAGUCCUCUGGAGAGCUGGCUCUCCCUGCGCUACACUCUUCCUCCCCUGCUGGAGUCUGCUCAGCCGCUGGAGGACGUAGGGCAGCUGGAAGAGAAGGUGCUGCCACCCAUCGCUGUACCUGUUAAGGAGGAUAGCGAAGGUUCAGCAACACCCCUUAGUUGUAAGAAUGUUCUGGAGAUCCGACGGCGGAAGAUGAACCGACAUAAAUACAAGAAACUGCUUAAACGGACUAAAUUCUUGAAGGCGAGAGUGCUCGAGGGCAGGGGGAAAAAGAAGCAGAAACGAUUUGAGGAGGAUCUGAAGAAUAUUUGGAUACGAGCUGGACUGAAAAAGGCUCCAGAGGGAUGGAAUACACCUAAGAUCUUCAUUAAACAGCAUGGAAACAAAAGAGACUGAGAAACAGUCAAUCAAGUUUGUGUCACAUCCCUCACACUGGAAGGUUCUGCACACCACACACUGCAGUUAAAACAAUCAGCCAUUUUUCGCAUUCUUUGCAGCUUAAUUUAAGCAUGUUUCGGUGAUAAGGUGAUAUAUUACAUGUGUACAAAUAUUUUUAACAAAGUGUACAUAAUCUAAUAAAGAUCAUUCCCUCUCAAGCCCGAGA
Messenger RNA from Cyclopterus lumpus (lumpfish), 979 nucleotides. RefSeq names its product aurora kinase A interacting protein 1 (gene aurkaip1). NCBI's taxonomy places the organism in Eukaryota, Metazoa, Chordata, Actinopteri, Perciformes, Cyclopteridae. The record is from RefSeq and is a predicted model, not a curated record. Gene Ontology annotation, cellular component: mitochondrion. Gene Ontology annotation, biological process: mRNA processing. Bases 145 to 771 code for a protein of 208 amino acids. The transcript has 4 exons.